This is a messenger RNA of Athalia rosae (coleseed sawfly), 2403 nucleotides long. RefSeq names its product leucine-rich repeat-containing protein 45-like. The transcript has 3 exons. The coding region runs from base 112 to 2289 and encodes 725 amino acids. The record is from RefSeq and is a predicted model, not a curated record. Gene Ontology annotation, cellular component: centrosome. Lineage: Eukaryota; Metazoa; Arthropoda; Insecta; Hymenoptera; Athaliidae. Gene Ontology annotation, molecular function: protein binding.
UAAUGGGUCACACAGUACACGUCAAAGACAAACAGCAUGACCUAGCGCGUUACAACGAGUUACAAUAAUUCUGAAUUUCUUUAGUUAAAAUCAUUACGUGUAAACAAUAAAAUGCUACAAGAUUACGAGCUGUAUCUUCAGCUCUGCGAAAAACGGGGAAUCAAGUCACCCCCAGAAUUAUUGCAGGCGAUCAAAAACUCAGGUGCAACUGGUGAACUGCAACUCUCCUGUAUUUCCAUACUUGUUCCACUUUGCGAAAUCAUUGGUCAAGUAUUGAUAUCCAGUUCGGCUAUAAAACGCAUCGAUUUGAGCGACUGCAUGCUGCUUUCUAAAGGACUUAGUUGCAUUUUGAACGCCUUAUGCGAGGGGUCAAAUAUAACGUCGUUGAAUUUAAAAGGCAACAACAUAAACGGCCCAGUGAUUGCUCUCCUCGGACAAGUCUUAAUCCACAAUAAUACCCUGAAGCAAUUAAACUUAGAAUGGAACAGCGUCGGUUCCCACGUUGAUUCUUUCACUAAAUUUUGCGAAGGUCUGACUAAGAAUCACAACAUACAGGAAUUAGAUUUACGAUAUAAUCAAAUAUCUCCGUACUGCGCGGAGGCUUUGUCAAAAGUCCUGAAAUGGAACAAAUCUUUGAGAAUUAUCGACCUCGCGUGGAACACGAUUGGACUUCAAGGAGGCCAGCUUCUUUUAUCCGAAAUUCAGAAUAAUAAAAUGAUAAUAAAAUUAAACCUUCACGGCAAUUGCAUUCCCAAUAAUAUUCUGGAAGCCAUAGAAGAACGAGCACGAUGCAAUCAAAGUCGUCAGGUCAUUUCCGCUACGAAUAUAUCCAAAGGAAUUGAAAAAGCCAAGUCAUUUUUGUCAAAAGAGGAACCAAAAAUCAAUGAAAUUUCCUUCACUGAUAGCGAUACAACGAUUGAGACACGUCUAAGGUUUCGAAAAAAGAUAAAGAAAAGGACCCAAAGAAUGUUCCAAAAAAACAAGGCUACUGCGGUGAGCACGUCGGAAAAUUCUAGUGGAAAAAGUGAGACGGAAUCAAACGCUUCAUUAAAGGAUCUUGUGGUAGUAAGGGAAGAAAAUUUAGUCAAGGAUAAACCGCACCGAGUUUCUUCCGAAGAAGAUACGAAUAUUAUGGAAGAGAACCUAAGUAAAAAGGAUGUGGCUGGCUCAGAUAAAAUAAAGGAGCUCAAUCAGAUCUUGCAAGAUCGUACAACCGCGAUAAAUUUAUUGACGAAUGAGAUAGCCGUCAAAACAGCCGAAAUAGAAGCGGUUAAAUCACAAGCCGAUCAAUUACGUACGGAAAUUGGUCAGCUUAAAGAAACCCAUGAUAAGUUAGCAAGAGAUAACACGAAGGAAGUUGUUAAACUAAGAGAAGACCAUCAAGCGGCUGAGGAGAACUGGAAGAAAGUCCAUAAUGAAUUAAAUGAACGGGAGGAGAAAUCUACGGUACAAAAAAAAGAAUUGGAAAUGAAAGUGCGCCGUUACGAAAGAGAUAUUCACAAAAGUACGCUAGAAAUCGCAAAUUUGCGUGAAAAAAUUGUCUCUAUUACCCAGACUUAUGAUGAUCUGAUUUCUAAGGACAAAAUUGAGCUGCACAGGUUGAAAAGGGAACUCAAAGAACGAGAAAAUAGGCAUAAAAAUGAAAUGAGCAUCCUUAAAAAUACCCUCAAAGACACUACCCAAGCUUUAGAAGACUGUCAAAUGCAGCUACAGAAGAGUAGAACUGAAAUUCGAGGACUAAUUGAGGAUCAGAUACUUUUGAAGGAAAAAAUAACGGAGUUUGAACACGCCAACGUUAGAUACACGAGAUCGGAAGAAUCGCUGCACAAAGUAAAAGAGGAGAAAGAAAAUCUGGAAGAAAAGCUUUUGGAGGUCCAACGCGUUGCUAACAAUUUACAACGUCAAGUCGUUGCCUUACAGAGCGAACUCGUAGAGCCUCAAAGGCGGUAUGAACUCCUGAACGAUGAGCUCCUACAAGAGAAACAAAAAACUAGUAGACUGAAGGAAGAAUUAUCAGAGGAGAGAGAACGAACAAAAGAGCAAAAUGUGCAGAUCCAAAAAAUGGCUCUGCAGAUCACCGCACUUAAUACACAAAUAAACGAUAUACAAUCCAGUCACGCUGAAACUCUCAGGGAAAGGGAUAAAGAGAGAAAACAACUCAAGGAGAUCAUUGCCACCAAAGAACGCGACAUCAAUGAUCUAAAAGCAGAGGAAGUGCAAAGAGCUGGACAACUUUACGCAGCGUUUAACAAAUAUCUCGGGUCCAGAGGACCAAGCACGGUUUUAUGACGAAAAAUUGUUCGAUUGUGAGUAAUGACCCCUUCAUCAAGAAACUCAGCUCGCAAUUGUCUAUACUUUUCCAGAUUUCUAUUUUUUAUACAUUUAAUAUAUACGUUAAACUUA